Molecule: messenger RNA, 2652 nt
Organism: Macroventuria anomochaeta
Lineage: Eukaryota; Fungi; Ascomycota; Dothideomycetes; Pleosporales; Didymellaceae
Product: kelch repeat protein
Exons: 2
Coding region: 248-2407 (719 amino acids)
Molecular function (GO): protein binding
Source: RefSeq, a predicted model, not a curated record
AUGCUGCUUAUCGUGCUAUGCCCUGUUCUUGCCGGAGCUCAUCGUGAGAGGCUGGGAGCGGCUCGCUGCUGCCCGUUGACUGGCUCGGCGCUUCUGGCACUGGCCUUUCACCGCCUGUUUCUGCCGGCCGGUAUCAGAGCCGUCAGCCUCAAUCUUCGAAUAUUUCACCUCUGGACAAAGGCUAACCCUGCGCUGAAGGGCCCCAUAUGUGUAUCCACUUCCCGUUCACUACCCUACUACCCAACCCAUGGCACACACAAUCGCUCCCACUGCUGCCCUUCCCUUGACCACUCCCAACCCCGCCGCCGUCUCCACCCCGUCCCCAUCAACCGCACUCACCGCCCUGCCCGGCAGCGGUGCCUCCUCCAACAACACCUUCCUCAUGUCUGCGAGCCCGGUGCGCAGCCGCAAGUCGCUUGGAGAUGGCUACAAACCCAAAAUGAUCUCCACAAUUGGUGCCAAGCCUGCCUGCCUCGUGAAUGCAUCCGUUACAUAUGUCGGCGACGACCAAAUCUACGCUUUCGGAGGGUUCGACCAAUUCACGGAUGAAGUUUAUAAUCACGUCUUGCGUCUGAACUUGGUCACGCGCCAAUGGAACCUCGUCGACAACUAUGGCGAUAUCCCUGGAGUGCGUAUGGGCCACACAGCAUGCCUCUGGCAGGGGAGCAAGCUCCUGGUCUUUGGCGGAGAGAAUGAGCAUCGCCAGCACCUCGCCGACGUUAUAGUAUUCGACCUUAAGACGGCGCAUUGGACGCAGCCCGAGCUGCACGGCGUUAUACCGCGCGGACGUGCUCGUCAUUCUGCGGUAAUCUACGAUGACAAGCUGUACAUCAGCGGUGGCCAGACAGGACAUGAUAGCGUUCUAGACGACAUUUGCUAUCUCGAUCUCAAGACAUGGACGUGGUCGCGUUCAUGGCGCUUCGUACCGCGAUACGACCACGCCAGCUGGAUCUCGAAUGGCCGUAUCUGGAUCUUUGGCGGUAUCAAUGACGAUCUGGAGAAGAACAAUGAGAUUUGGUGGCUUGAUCUGCGUGGCAGCCCUGAGUUCGACAGUGCCAUGAAGUACGGAACUGGUGAACGCCAACUUACAUCUUCGCGACAACGGUUCCAAGCACCCGCCUCAGGACAUCUUACUGCGACCGGUAGUACCGGCUAUACCGCAAACUCGAGCGUGCAGUCUUACCACGGCAUGAGCUCUCACAGGUCGCCAUAUGUCGCACCUGGUUCUAUCUCGUCACUCAAGUUCCAUUCGAGUCCAAAUUUACCAUCACAAGCGUCUGGCACGCAUUUCCAUGUCUUUUCAUCUGGUUGUCUACUCGACUUCGUCACCCCCGCAGAGCUCAACUGCGAAACGAGCCUUUCUAGUCUGGAACUUGACACUCUUCGUUGGCAGAAGAUCGCAGAUGGCAAGGAUCUGUAUAGCCCCAACUACCGCUGGCACUAUUGCACAACCAACCCCGAAGGCACGCACGCUUGGCUGCUGGGUAGCCCUGUUGAAACGACAGCUGAUGGGACGCAGAACAGCGAGUACCUUAGCGAUGUCCUUGCUAUUGAUCUGCGCAAGUUCGGUGUCUUGGGCAACGAGCUUGCUUCUGAUGCACGAUCAAAAACCAUGCCGGCGUCAGACGCCAACGUCUCCUCGCAUCUUACCGGUAUCGGUGCAGAUCUGUCUAUGACUUUCGACCAGGCACCAGAGACUGGCAGUGGCGCAGACUUCGUCAUUACCGCCGACGCUGAUGACGAUGACGAUGUUGGUAUAGAGCCAUCGACCGACGGAACACCUGUCUCGCGGCCGAUCCACGUCCACAAGUUCAUCCUGCACGCACGAUGGCCGCACUUCGCUAGGUUGUGGGCGGCCCAGAUGUCCGAGUUUCACUCUAAGAAGAUGCACAUUCCAGAACCAUACUCGGCAGUCCGCGCCUUCUUAUUCUACCUCUACACCGACAGCAUCGCACCAAACCCGUCGAACGGCCCUACUCUUCCUGAUGUAGCUGGUAUGCUCGUCAUGGCCAACAUCUACGACAUGCCGCGGCUCCGCCUACUAUGCGUCAACCGCCUCGCAAGGGAGCUGGACAUAGAACAUGCAGCAAUCAUCUGGGAGCGCGCUGCCACUGCAGGCGAGGACUGGCUGAAACAGCGAGCAGCAUCCUUCUGCCUGCAGAACUUCGGUCGCAUCGUUCGCACGGCGGGCUUCAAGAGCCUGCCUGCAGGCAGUCUGAUCGAGCUCUGUAAUGAGGCUACGCCGGAGUCGCGUGUCGUUGGUGCUGAGGAACUGGAGCUGCUUGGUCAGAGCCGCUUCGGUGUCGCGAGUAAUCGUAAGAGGAGCUUGGGCAGCGCUGGAGUGCUCACUGCAGGUGAAGAGGAAGGGGACGAGGAUGUGGAGGAUGACGGAAUGGAUGUCAACUAGGGGGACCGACAGGCCAUACGCGAAGGAUUGAACGAGUUGCAGACAUGGUAGGGCAUCGAGAGCCCCCUUGAGGAGGUUUUCUAUUUGACGAUAGCAUUUCGCGCGGCGCUUGGUUGCUUACUGGAGGGAACGAAUUUGUUAUUAGCGUGAACGACGCAUUUCGUGGGAGUUUGGAUAGUGUGCUCUUGGACUGAGCAGUAUCGACAGGUGCAAGUAGUCCGCGCUUUAUACUCCGUCUCUGAAUG